This is a messenger RNA of Oncorhynchus masou masou (cherry salmon), 11183 nucleotides long. Its product is annotated as methylcytosine dioxygenase tet3-A-like. Gene Ontology annotation, molecular function: DNA 5-methylcytosine dioxygenase activity; DNA binding; zinc ion binding. Gene Ontology annotation, biological process: positive regulation of transcription by RNA polymerase II. Gene Ontology annotation, cellular component: nucleus. The record is from RefSeq and is a predicted model, not a curated record. Lineage: Eukaryota; Metazoa; Chordata; Actinopteri; Salmoniformes; Salmonidae.
GUAAGUAGGCCUAACUGUUAUUUUCCAUCUUUCUUUCCCAUGCCGUCUAUUCCCACUUCCAGAAAGCACCCAGGUAGGCUACUGCUGGACAGGUGAGACCAGACCAUGGCUCCUCUGACACCUCCUCCCCUGUUGUGGUUAUGGCUGACCCCUGUCCAUCCCGCUGGGUAGCUGGGAAAGAUGCUCUAUCAUUAAUGACCUAUCUCAUCCAGCAGCCCAACCAGGAGACUGACAGGACAGGAUGGACUAACAUACUCUUUAGCCCUUCUCAGCUCUUACAACAACUACCUCCCCAACUCCAGACCAUUACACUACACUACUCUGUUACUGUGCUGUUCUGUUUGUGUCCCUCACAUUUCCACCAGGACAGUGCAGCUAGGCUUUAGGCUGGACUGUCUGUCAUCAUGCACAGGGCCAAGGGAGGGUCUGGCCCCCCACACUUCCAGGACAUCUAUGAAUUCUCCCUGGAUGGUGACGAGACCACAACCCAGAUCUUUCUGCGGAGCCCGGGGAAAGCUAUGGAGGGCCCGGGAAUGCCCCUGUCCCCUCACAACAAGUACAUCCAGACUGAGCACCAGCAGGGGGGUCUCUUCUCCCUCGGGCUCCCUACACAUGGAGAGGCCCUCGUGGCCCCCCAGGGAAAGAAGAGGAGGCGGUGCGGCGUGUGUGGCCCCUGUAUGCAGAAGGAGAACUGUGGCACCUGCAGCAACUGUAUGAACCGUAAGAUUGGGAAGCAGAUCUGUAAGCUGCGUAAAUGUGACCAGCUGAAGAUGAAGGGACAGAAGGACUGGGAGGUGGAACAUUUUGAGGACAACAGUAAAGCCUGGUUUGUAAAGGCCAAUCUGGGGACAGAGACUGUUUCGGACGCUCGUUCAGUGGAUGGCCCCAGAAGAGGAGGCCAGAUGGAAACUGGGUCACAUAACCGCCUCAAGGAAGGCGGUUUGCUGAGCCUGGAACCGACCAAUGGGGUGAGCCGGCAUCCCAGGGACACCCAUGAGGAGGGUGGAGCUGGCCUGGAGCCCCAGAGGGAGCCCCAGCGGUCAAGGAGUGUUUCCCCAGGACAGGGCUGUGUACCUGGGCACAGCAAAGCCACCCAACCCCAUCUGCAGCAGCACUGCAAUGGCUGGAGCAGUAGUGGUAGGACACCUGGGAAGCCUGUCCAUGAGGCAGACAUGGAGGUUGCACGCAACCUGGUAGCCUUCUCAGCCAGCGUGAGUGUUGGCUCCCUGCCCCCCUCAGGUCACCUUGAGCCCCAGUCCCACGCCAUCCAGCUGUAUGAGAAGUUCAACCAGGAGAUGGGCACGGGUGAGGGGGCCGCGGCUCAAGACAGACUCCAAGCCCCAGAAGGGGAAAACCAGGCUCCCCCAGAGGACCUGAACACCCUGCAGAAUGCCCUGAGCCAGGCGCGCCACGGCCACAAGCCCCCCAACUGUGACUGUGAUGGGCCAGACUGCCCGGACUACCUGGAGUGGCUGGAGAAGAGGAUCAAACAGACAUGGGCUGGGGAGGAGCGGGACAACAACACGCCCUGCUCCAAGAUGACCACUGACACACUGCCUCAUCUACAGCCCCCACACUCACAGCAGCCCCCCCACCCCCAAACCCAUGUCAAUGGAGGUAACCCUCCCUCCGGUCCACCACUACACCCACAUCAACAGGGCCAACACCCAGCCCCUAUCCCCUGCUCCCCUCAGGUCCUCUUCAUCGCCAAGGAGAAGAACGUCAGUCUGCAGACGGCUAUUGCCAUCGAGGCCCUGACCCAGCUGUCUGCCACUGUCCCCCAGACCGUGGUCCCUCCUGCCCAGGCCUCCUCCACCAACCAACCUCAACACCCCCCUCUACACCUCCAGUAUGGCACCCGCCUGAACCCCUCCUCCUCCAACCCCAUCUCCUCUUCGUCCUCCUCGCGUUCACAAUCCGUCCCUCCUGGACUAUACCCCCAGCCCCAACAGAGCCCUGUGUCGCAGGAGCAGCAGCACAGACCCCAGUCCCAUGGUCAUCCGGCCCACGCCUCCCAUCUCCCGUCCUCCACUUCACCCUUCCCCCGGCAGCCCCAGGCAGGCAGCCUCCUGCCUCACCACCAGCAGUGGCAGCAGCAGCAGGGCCCUGGGGGAUCCCAAGAGCAGAGGAACCAGUGGAUGAACUCAGAUUCCCAGCAGCCUCGCUUCGCCCCUCCGUCCGGUGGCCACAGCACUGGCGACCCCAUGUUCGAGCUCAAACAGCUACUUGGGGACUCCAGCGGAAAGUACAUAAGCGGCCCCUUCAAGUUGCCCGUCCCACACCACCACAUCAAGCAGGAACCAGGGAUGCCUCGGGUCAAGCAGGAGGUAGACUCUGGGGAGUACCAGAGCUCUGCCUGCGCCUCCAUGGGGGGCUGCUACAGCUUGAUGAAUGGCCAGCAGCAGCCUAGGUACCCUGGUCCUCCUCUCUCCCCGGGCAGCGCAGCCAUCCGCCACUCCACCCAGACAGCUCUGCAGCAGCACCUUCACCACAAGAGGAACCUCUUCUCCAACUCUCCCGGCCUCCCAGGCCUCUGCCCUCUGCGUCCCGCCAAGGCCUGCCAGAACCUCCGCAAGUGGUGGCCCCAACAGAUGGGCCCCGAGGGCCAACCCGUCCCCGUGGCCAUCAAGCAGGAGACCAAGAGAAGGAAGAGCACAGCAGGGACAUCUCCGCUCCUCAAGCAGCAGGCAGGGGGUGGGAUGCUGCUCCAGCCAGGCCCCAAACCCAAGACGAUAGUCAUCAAGAAGACCAAGCAGAAGGUCUCCCUGCCAACCUUCCUGCCUCACAGACAGAUCUCCAUACAGAAACCGUCUCCCCUCACCAUUACCGGAGCCCUGCCUCUAGCCAGCGCCCACCCAGUUUCUCUCCCUCUCCAUACCUUCCCCCUCCUCAGUAACCCAACUCAGGCUGCCACAGGCCUCCCUGCCCCUGCCCAAUCUCAGGUAUCCAUUUUAAACUCUUCUAUUGCACCCUCUGUCGCUGCUUCUGCCUUGUCUGUAAACACUCCAGACGUCUCAACCCCUCAGCCUCUCCCUGUAGCCCUGGACAUCCCAGCAAGCUCAGCGGAGGCCAGCGCCACACAGACCUCCACCACCUCUCAGUCCAUACCAGGCCUCAGUUCCCUGGACCCCAAGUUUGAGGAGCUGAUCUGCCAGUUUGAGGCAGAGUUCGGGGACAGUUCAUCCUCAGCCCCAGAACCCUGCCCUUCACAGAUCCAGAGCCAGCCCCAGGACCAAGCCCCCUCAGCCUCAGCCCAGCCCGUGGUGACAGAGUCUCAGCCCAAAGUUAACUCAGGACAAGCCAGGCCCCCAUCACCAUCCAGCGCUGCUCCAUUAGCUCCUACCACAGCUCCACCUGCAGACAAGGAGGAGUCAGGGAGUAUGAGUAAAGUAACCUCCAUCACACAGCCCUCCACUGAGAGCCCCAUGGAGGAGCAGCGGGAGGCAACCAAGCUGCCUCUCUCCCCGUCCCAGCUGCCCAAACGCAUGAAAAUUGAGACCAAUGGGAACGUAGCUGUCCUCUCCACCACUGGAUUAUUCUCUGAUGGGGGCGAGGACGACACCCCCACUAAAGACGGAUUCCCUCUUAACCCCUCCCUAAAAGGCUUCCUUGAGUCUCCACUACGCUACCUGGACACGCCCACUAAGAGCCUGCUAGACAUGCCCGUCAAGGACCUCCAGGCUGAGUUCCCCACCUGCAACUGUGUCGAGCAAGUCCUGGAGAAGGAUGAGGGUCCGUACUACAAUCACCUGGGCUCCGGGCCCACUGUGGCCUCCAUACGAGAGCUGAUGGAGACCAGGUAUGGAGAGAAGGGAGAUGCUAUCCGUAUUGAGAAGGUGGUCUAUACCGGCCGGGAAGGCAAGAGCUCUCAGGGAUGUCCCAUUGCCAAGUGGGUGAUUCGUCGGGGCAGUGAGACAGAGAAGUUGCUGUGUCUGGUGCGUCCCCGGCCGGGUCACCACUGUCCCAACACUGUCAUCAUCAUCCUCAUCAUGGCGUGGGAGGGCGUGCCACGGGCGCUAGGCGACAAGCUCUACCGAGAGCUCUCCGCCACCAUCACCAAGUUCGGCAACCCCACCAGCCGCCGUUGUGGACUCAACGACGAUCGUACAUGUGCGUGCCAAGGCAAGGACCCUGAUAGUUGUGGAGCUUCCUUCUCCUUCGGCUGCUCCUGGAGCAUGUACUUUAAUGGCUGCAAGUACGCCCGCAGCAAAACACCCCGCAAGUUCAGACUGGCAGGAGACCACCCCCAAGAGGAGGAUCAACUCAGGGAUAACUUCCAGGAUCUGGCCACUGAGUUGGCUCCCCUGUACAAGCAGCUGGCCCCACAGGCAUACAAUAACCAGUGUCAGAAUGAGGUGACGGCUCCAGACUGCAGGUUGGGUCUGAAGGAGGGCCGGCCCUUCUCUGGUGUCACCGCCUGCAUGGAUUUCUGUGCCCACGCUCACAAGGACCAGCACAACCUCUACAACGGCUGCACUGUGGUGUGCACUCUGACUAAAGAGGACAACCGUACAGUGGGGGAGAUCCCACAGGACGAGCAGCUCCAUGUACUUCCCCUCUACAAGGCCGCCCUCACAGACGAGUUUGGCAGCGAGGAGGGUCAGCGGCAAAAGAUGCGCACUGGCGCCAUUCAGGUGCUUAGCAACUUCCGCCGUGAGGUCCGCAAACUGCCUGAGCCCGCCAAGUCCUGCCGCCAGCGCCGCCUGGACGCUAAGAACCGUGCCUCGGAGAAGAAGAAGGCCAAGCAGCAGCUGCCAACGCCCACGGAGACGCCGGAUAAGACGGUGAUCAAGACGGAGGUCCGGCACGCUGGCUCCCCUCUCAGGCAGCAUGGCAAUAAAGUGAUCCCUAAGCAGGAGGUGAAGCCCACCAUAAAGAAGGAGGCAGUGGACCAGUGCCAAUACCCCUACCACGUCUACCCCUCCCACCCUGGCUACUACACACGGGGAGGCCCCCCUUCCAAUGGCCAGCCCCCUGCACUUCCACCUCCACCAGGUCCUGUCAAUGGCUACCACCCCAAUCUACCCUCAGCACUGCCUUACGGCUAUUACAACUAUCCCCCCAACCCAAACACACUUUUCCCCCGUGAGCUCACUUCCGAGGGCCGUAACAGCUCCUGGCAUCACGCAGGGCACAAUGCUUCCCCCAGCCCUGUGGACAAGAAGCCAGACAUUCACAGCUUCCAGGCCAAGCUGGCACACUCCUACUCAGGCCCAGGCCUCCCUGAGCAGCAGCAUGGAGACCCAGCCAACCAACACCAAUGCAACGCUUACCCACACCCCCACCAGCCUGACUACAACCAAUCACGUCCCUCCUCAGUCUCCUCAGAGCCCUCCCACAGAGGGACCCCUGUCAUCAAGCAGGAGCCCAUGGAUAUGCCAGUGUGUGAGGGGGGAAAUACCCAGAGCUGUCCCGACACUCCCAUCCUCACCCCACAGCCAGGAGGGCCCUGGUCCGGGCACAAGCCCAACGGGAGUAUGGUACCAGGCAGCUGGGAAGGCAACCCCCAACCACCAUGCCCCCCGGAGGCUCCCUUCACUUCAGACAAGCAGCAGGUCCACCAGCAGGGACCUCACCAGACUUCCCAAACUCCAUACUCCCAACAGCAGCAUCAGUAUCCCCCACAACAGCCCUCCCCAUACCCCCAGCAAUGGAACUCUUACCCUGGCCCCAACACCCCCAAGGCCUCCCCUGUUCCCUCCCCGUCACCCUCUCCUUCCCCACACCCCGGCACCCCCCGCCACUGGGACAGCUCUGCUCCCAGCCCUCAGCCUAAGGCUUGGCCCAUGGACAUGGUUCCUGCUGGGUACUGCCCUAGCCCUCCCAGAGGCUUCCCCGACAAGAUAUGCUCCAAAGCGGGCGAGAGUCGGAGCUCGACCCCUCUAGGUCUCCAGGAGAAGGCCUGGAAGUCUUUUGGAGGAUCCAUGGCAGGUACACAGUCUCCAACCCCAGAGGCCUGCUGGGACCCUAACCGGGCGGAGACCCCGAGCGACGUCGAGAGCCAGAGAGGUCGCGACCUGGAUGAGGAAGAGCAGUGGUCGGACAGCGAGCAUAACUUCCUGGACCCCAGCAUCGGAGGGGUGGCGGUGGCACCCGCCCACGGUUCCAUCCUGAUCGAGUGUGCCCGGCGUGAGCUGCAUGCCACCACGCCACUCAAGAGGCCCGACCGCUCUCACCCCACCCGCAUCUCCCUGGUGUUCUACCAGCACAAGAACAUGAACCAGCCCUGCCAUGGCCAGUGGCUCUGGGAGGCCAAGAUGAAGAUGCUGGCGGAGCGGGCUAGAGAGAGGCAGCAGGAGGCAGCACUACUGGGGCUGCCCUAUGAGGACAUCAAACCUGGGAAGAAACGCAAGUUGGGGGCCACGGCAGGAGGGGCCAGCCCAGGUCCUGGCCAGACCACGGAGGGGACAGUGAUGGGGAUGGUGACGCGGUUGGCCUCCACCCACCACACCACCUCCACGGUCACUGUGUCCCCCUAUGCCUUUACCACCCUCACUGGGCCCUACAGCCACUUUGUGUGAUGAUGAACAGACAGACCGACACACAGGCUGGUGGAGGGAGAGCGGGCUGAGCAGACAACCCCUCCUUUAGUCCUGUGUAUCUCCAUCCUCCUCCUGCUCUGUUUUCUCACUCUGGUGCUCUGGGCUGGAAGGAAGGGGACUACUGGUUUGAAUCCUCGUUUUGUUUUGUUUGUUUUUUACCUCAUGUCAGGCAGCAGUAUGGGCCCAACCCUGGACCAGACAGACACACUGCCUGUGGUGCUCUUUCUCUCUCCUCUGCGGGAGGGACUCCAUUGCUUCUCCUUCUUCAUAAAAUUUUAAUGAUCCUCCUAAUUAUUACUAUUAUUAUCAAUAUUAUUACGAUUGUUAUUGUUACUGUCAAUGUUGUUAUUACAGGUAUUAUUAUUAUUAUUAUGAAGAUUUUGAUUUGUUUGUUUAUUGAUGUGGUUGUUUUUUCAUGUUGUUAUUAAUUAUUAUUUUGUUGAUGUUGUGUUUUUUUUACCGAGGGGUCUGUCUUGCUUUUUUCCCAUAUUUCUGUAAAUCUGCCCUUUUCUUUUUUUUUCCUUUGGCUUUUGAAAUGUUUGUAACUGUACUUGGAGAAAGGCUGUUCUCAGCACUGCAAGGCUCUUCAAGACUGUCUUUCCAACAAGCAUGACAUACACGUUUUACAUUUGAAUAAUUAGUCUUGACCAAAAGAGGGAAGAGAAACCCACAGAAACUUCUCUGAACCAUCCCACAUAGCCUUUUUUAAACCAACUCCUGUCCAGUCUGCCUUGCUGUGAAGAGAAGGGUUCUUCUCUCUCCAUUUUUACUCUCACCCCACCGAUCCGCCUCACUCUACUGCUGUGGUGCUUCAUUGAUCUUUAUCACUUUUACAGGGAUCAUAUCGGUCUCUCCAUUCAUCUCUCCUUCACGGCACUAGAUGCUGAAUAUAAGGGUGCUCUUAUAGCAUAGAUGUAGAGUGAGAACAACAGGCACUAGAUGCUGAAUAUAAGGCUGCUCUUAUAGCAUAGAUGUAGAGUGAGAACAACAGGCACUAGAUGCUGAAUAUAAGGGUGCUCUUAUAGCAUAGAUGUAGAGUGAGAACAACAGGCACUAGAUGCUGAAUAUAAGGCUGCUCUUAUAGCAUAGAUGUAGAGUGAGAACAACAGGCACUAGAUGCUGAAUAUAAGGCUGCUCUUAUAGCAUAGAUGUAGAGUGAGAACAACAGGCACUAGAUGCUGAAUAUAAGGCUGAUCUUAUAGCAUAGAUGUAGAGUGAGAACAACAGGCACUAGAUGCUGAAUAUAAGGCUGCUCUUAUAGCAUAGAUGUAGAGUGAGAACAACAGGCACUAGAUGCUGAAUAUAAGGCUGCUCUUAUAGCAUAGAUGUAGAGUGAGAACAACAGGCAGUAGAUGCUGAAUAUAAGGCUGCUCUUAUAGCAUAGAUGUAGAGUGAGAACAACAGGCACUAGAUGCUGGAUAUAAGGCUGCUCUUAUAGCAUAGAUGUAGAGUGAGAACAACAGGCACUAGAUGCUGGAUAUAAGGCUGAUCUUAUAGCAUAGAUGUAGAGUGAGAACAACAGGCACUAGAUGCUGGAUAUAAGGCUGAUCUUAUAGCAUAGAUGUAGAGUGAGAACAACAGGCACUAGAUGCUGGAUAUAAGGCUGAUCUUAUAGCAUAGAUGUAGAGUGAGAACAACAGGCACUAGAUGCUGGAUAUAAGGCUGAUCUUAUAGCAUAGAUGUAGAGUGAGAACAACAGGCACUAGAUGCUGGAUAUAAGGCUGAUCUUAUAGCAUAGAUGUAGAGUGAGAACAACAGGCACUAGAUGCUGGAUAUAAGGCUGAUCUUAUAGCAUAGAUGUAGAGUGAGAACAACAGGCACUAGAUGCUGGAUAUAAGGCUGAUCUUAUAGCAUAGAUGUAGAGUGAGAACAACCCGCAGUAGAAGUCCUCAUCUUCUUUCAGGUGUUGGUUGAGAGAUCUAUCCCUCCAGUUCUAAGGGUCCUGUGGGGAUUAGUGAGCGCUUUCUAUUUGAAGCACAAGAGGGCAGCACUGACCCCUGUAAAAUGGUGCACUGAUAUACACAGACACCAACUCUCACUUACACACACACACAAAGGUCCUGUCAUCCAGCCAGCACAGCUCCUGUCAUACAGCCUUACUGCUUUAAACGACGGAAGCAUGGCCGCCAAAGUCUGGUCCUUCCAAUGACCACAGGCAGCACGGGCCACGCAAGCCCUUUAUCCUGAAACCGGAGACAUUGAUGGGAAUAGUGUGUGGACAGAAAUGCACUCCUAAACACACUGGUGCUUUCCCUACACAUGUUGACACACAAAGGGCUCAGUCAGUGAGUCCUGCUUUUGCCUGGUGCUGUUAUUCGUUUUGAAGCAGAGCAAGGUUUGUCUCUAUGCACACACUGUCACGACAUAGCCAGUAAAUCCUUAUUCACCAGUCAUGGCUGCCUCUGUAUUGCUUGCAUGUCAGAGCCAGAUCCUGCUUGGGACUCACUUUUGAGAUGAGAAAUCUUGGUGCUUAUGAAGUGGUUGAGAUAGAGCUCUCUAUACCUUGCAGAGACACUGGUCAUGGUUGCAAAACGCUACAAACACACACACAGGCACCAGGUCAGAGGAACAUGAUGAAUAUUAGUCCAGAUUCCCCAUGUGCUCUACAAACUCAUUUUAAUCCACUUUUUUAUUAUUUAUUACAUGAUAAUGAUGAUGAUGAUUGUUGUUAUUGUUUUUUUGUUUUGUUAUAGCUAAUAGAAAUUGUACAUACAGAAGAAAAUAUUUUAUAAAAGCACUUUUAAUCUUAAUUUCAUUGAGAGAAAAAGAGAACAGAUUAUUGACAACUUGAAGCUUACUUUUUUAAACUUUUUUUUCUCUCUCAAGAGAGAGAUUAAAAAAAAUGUACAUAUUUAAAAUAUUUAGGUAAGAUUAUUUAACUGUUGAGGGAUAAUGACUAAAUCAUAAAUGAUUCCAGGCUUUUUAGUCCAGUCAGUUUGCCAGACAGCCUUUAGUAACAGAAAACAACUCAGUGAUUUCCAAUGUGUUGUUAUGUCUGCAGAUGUGUACUCAAUACUGCUGUCCUGAUUUCAUAAGUACUGUACUACACGAUACCUCUGACAGCAGCCAACCAGCCACCCUUCCUUCAUGAGAAAAGAUUGGCGUAAUCAGUAACCAGGCCAUUUGUAAGCCAGAGUAUGAUAUCUCGCCAUUCCACACUGAGAACCAAUGAGAAACAAAGUAUUUCUUGUUUUUUAACACAAGAAUCAAACAGUUGCCGAAUCAAAGUUGUCAGAAGUGCUUGUAUGAGAUAACUCUAGUGACAGAGGUGAGGUGUAGCCCCAGCAAUCUGUCUUGUCCAUUGUGUUAGACUGAGGUGAGAGGUUGUCACCACCGUAACUUGUUUUUAAUGUGGUAUUAUCAAUGAUAGUGAUUUUAACAGUAGUAAAAGAUGUAACAGUAAUGGAGAACCAUGACAACUUAACACUUGUAGUACCAGACUGAAGGUACAGUGUAUUCAUGGAAGACACCAGAUAAUAACUGGUAGUUUAGGUUGUAAUAUCUUUUGUUGGUUGUUGUAGAUUGUCACAGACAUGACCAACAGGACUUUGACUAAUUUAGGGACCUGGGGAAUAUGGCUAUUCUAUUCCCACCGUAAGAACAAACUCCCCCUUUAAUAACGUAAAUGCAUGAUCGACACACAGUUCUAAUGAUUCAGUCAUAUUUAUGAUCUAUGUAAUAAUGGGUGCUGAUCAUAUAUACUGCAUAUUAAUAUUUUAUUUGUACAACAUUUUUGGGGAGGCUAAUGCUAUGGUGCUACUCCAUAACUUCACUGUGGAAUAAAAUGGGGGGGAGACAUGAUUCAUAUCACUGAUAUUUGUCUGAGCUCUUAGAAUGAUAAGAUAAACUAUUUCUUUGAAUAUUGCAGUUUCAAUGAUGGAACUACUCCGGUGCUGAUUUAAUGGGAAACUCCCAUUCAUGUUCAAGGUAAUAAAAAAAAAGAAAACUGUUGAAUUGAACUACUCACACAGUUCAUACAGAACUUUUGUUAAUCCUUUGUCCAUAUAAGCUACUUGAAAAGGGACUCUAUUCUCGCUUUGACUGGUAUGGGGAUUGAAGAAUCAUAUUAUAUUGAAGUGAACAGACUGUUAUCUUAAUUAAAAACUUGGUGCAGUGUAUGUGCUGGAAGCUAUUAUACAUGACUCUUUUGGGUAUGUUGUACAUUUUUAUGGUGAUGGGAGAAUGUUAAGAUAUUGGAACAACGAGCAUACUCCCCUAUGUUUCUCACAGGUUGGCAUUUAUUGAGAUGACUCAUGUACUAGAGGCAGCUCUGCAGGGUGUUCAUUAGCUUGCACAGCCACAAAGUCUUAAAAUCUGAUUUUAAACCUGACCUUAUCCCUAACCUUAACCACACUGCUAACACUAAUGCAUAAAUAACCCUUACCUAAAUUGAAGACCAAAAAGCAAAUGUUUGUUUUCAAACAUUACUACGAUAUAGCAAAUUUUGACUUUGUAGCUGUCCCAUCUAGCGGAAACAUCUCAAUUCUGCAUCCAGGGCAAGACUUAUGACAAUAAACCCCAACCUGCAUGUUUCUCCCUCAUAGACGUAUUUACUUACAUACUUAUACACUCGCUAACUCCUUACAUAUACACACUUCACAUAUUUUCCAUUCUCAUCUCAUACUUUCUUUCUCUCCCUCU